GGAACCCAAGGAUCAACUCUGAGUCAACAAAAAUUGCAGGAACUUAUCAUGCACUUGUCCCAGUCUGGUCAGAUUCAACUACGAGAAGAUAGCAAGAUUGUGAUAGAUCUUAAAUUCAGCGGUAAGUCGGGUGACCAUGGGGUUCAAACAAAAUUGGAAAAUUCUUCGCUCCAACACUCUGCCGUAUCUAGUGGUACGGCAUCCCAAAUACAAACCAUAGCUUCCAGCAUCCCUCAUCGUGUUUUACAGGUUGGCAGCUCAAGUUCCGAUGGAGUUCAAAUUGUACGCACUAUACCUUCUUUUGUUAGUUCUACCACUCAAAUAAUUUCAUUUCCAACCGUUGCAACACAACAACCAGUCGCAGCCCAGUCAAGCAAUCCUAGACAACAAAUUCAGCAACAACCUACUUACAUUCUAGUCCCAGCAGCUCAGCUAGCAGGUGGUGGAGAAAAUCAGGUGUUUGCAAGCACACCUAUACGUGCUGUUACAGCAGGACACACAAUGCUUCGUACUUCUGGAAUAGGUAUUAAUAAUAAUCAAACUGUUAACACAAGCAGUGUUAAUUUAGGUUCAACCGAUCGAAGUAUUAUUCUAGUACAACAACCAGUUGCUGGAACUAGUAUUCACGUUGGUUCUACAGGUACAAUCGUUCCUGGUUCAAGUAGUGGUAGUGGUACCACUUUAGUUCCUUUACGACAAUUAGGCGUAUCUGCUUGUGGCGGCAAUGGAUUGGUGUCUAGUUCAGGUUCUACUCGUCUUAUUGGAUCAAAUGUUGGUAUUGAGUUGUUUUCGAGUACAGUUGGAUCACGAUCGUCCCAAGGUCAGGGAGGUUCAAUGGGAUUGGUAACAAUUUCAGCGAAUGCAGGUGUAUCUGGGUCUUCAUCCUCCGGAACUCCUCAGCGUGAGUCAACUUGGCAGCAAUAUGUCAAACAGUUCACGAAACUGGGUCCCUGUCCAAUCUGUGGGGAUAAAAUCUCUGGUUAUCAUUAUGGGAUAUUUUGUUGUGAAUCCUGCAAAGGCUUCUUCAAACGGACUGUUCAGAAUGCUAAAAGAUAUGCCUGUCAUCGCCCUAAUGCUUCUUCUCGAUGUGAAAUAAAUGUAGCUUCACGCAAGAAAUGUCCAGCUUGUCGCUUUCUAAAAUGUGUAGAUAAAGGAAUGCGUAUUGAAGCUAUUCGUUCGGAUCGUACACGUGGUGGACGUAGCAUGUAUCCUGGUUCACGUUAUCUGCGUCAGAUUGCAGCACGGGUUAGUGGGACUCACUCUGCUCCUGGUCUGGGCCUCUCUAAUUCAGCUAUGGAAUUUUCAACUUCAGAUCUCGAUGGGAGUAUGCUACGUGGAUUGACGGACCAAAGUAUUAUUUCAGAUGAUGCGGAUCAACUUUCUUGCUCUGUUGUCGGACUUGCUGCGCAUACUUUAGGCCCUGAUGGUUUGCCAGCUUCAGAAGACGCGGGUGGUGGUGUUUAUCUGGAUCCUGGUGUUCUCGGUACUCAUGAUAAUGAUGAUGAAGAAAUAGAUUCCGGUAGUCUGCGUGUUGAACCAAACAUUUUAGAAUGUGGAAGUGGAAUUGUUGGUGGUACUAAUUUCUCAACAAAUGUUUCGCCGUAUUUAGGUAGACAGGUAAUUAUCGGUGGUUCAAACGAGUCGAUUCCACGUACCAGAGAACAACUCCCAAAGAUUAUUCGGGAUAUCCUCCUUGUAGAGGAGACCAUAGAAGCGGAACCCGAAGAUGCACUAGAAAUCGAUGCUGCGGUUGCAUCAGAAACUUCAGCACCUGAAGGGGUUUCAGAUGACGAGGCAGCUGUGUACCGCGCACUGUUGAAUUUGGCAGACCAACGUUUAUAUCGAACAGUACGUUGGUCUCGAGCACUUCCAGACUUUUCUAUACUCGACACAGAUGAUCAAAUACUUUUAAUUCAAAAUUGUUGGGCAGACUUACUGUGUCUUGAUUGUUGCUGGCGCUCUUUGCCCACUCCUUCGGAAAUUCGUCUCACCUCAAGUAAAUGUAUCAAUCUUGAAGCUGCACGUGAAAUGGGUGCUGAAGAAAUAGUUGAGAGAAUUUUACAACUCACUCAAUCUUUAACAAGAUUACAACUGGAUAUUGUGGAAUAUGCAUGUUUAAAAGUCAUUGUCCUAAUGCAACCAGAAAUUCAUGGCUUUGAAAUAGGUAAAACAGAUUUUAAACCAGAGUUGAAAGCGAAUCAUGGUCCAAAUUUUACUCAAAUUACAUGUCGUAUAAAUCGUCCAAAACCGAAUGCAGAAGUCUACUUGACAUGUCCUGCCUUAGGAGAGAGUACAACACAUGAAAAUUGUUACCAAGGCUGUCAACCGACCAAUCCUUGCACUCAAUCAACACAGCAUCAGUCUGGAUGUGUACCUCAUGACCAAACAGUAUUUUGUCAGAAAAUUGAAUUUCCUAAUGGUACUGUUGUAUUGAAUUUAAACGUGGAUCGAACUGACAAACGACUGGCAGGAUUAUGGUCUUGUACACAUGCUGGUCUGGAAAGUACCAAGUUUGAGAUAGAAUUAAAAAGUUAUUCAAUUAUGAAUGAAAUUAAUCCACUUUCAAAACCUGUGGUAAAACAAGAGAAACAUGACUCAGGUACAAAGAUUUUACGAAACACACACUCUAAUCAAAAUAAUUUGGUCAACAAUCAAUCAACAUCUUAUAUGAGAAGACCGGAAGUAUUAUUUACUAUACUAUCAAUAUUGAUUUUAUCAAUUCUUAUCAAUUUGGGAUUCUGCAUUCGAUGUUUACUAUUUCGUUCUUAUAUUGACGCAUCACAAGAAGGAUCAAGUAAAACAAGUUGCCUAGCUGCUUGUCUUUGCUUACCUGAUGAAAUGAGGAAGGGUUCACUAAUUAUGACGACACCAAUUCUACCUCGAGCAACUAUGACGCCGCAUAUGAAUCAUGUUAGAAUAAAUGGCUCAGAUCAUGGAGUACUUAAUUCGUCAUACAGCUUAUCAGCUAUACAAAAAAUCCCUUUACUCUACAAUGGUACAUCAUAUAAAGAGAAUCCACCUACAAAUUACAUUCCGACAAAUUCAUUACCAGGUACUUUCAGAAAGAAUGGAAUGCAAAACCUGAGAAACAAUAGCAUACCACAACAACAAUUUGGAGGAUUAACGCAACCUCAAACUUUAGAUAUGGAGAAUACCAAUCUAACAACAUUUCCUAUGAUUGAUGACACAAAUAAGUUUGUUAGUUUCACACCAACAUACAUUCGAGCUCCAUCACUUAAUACUCCUUCACCAAAUCUUAAUCGUGACGUGGUAAACAAUUAUGGAUACUCACCACAAACUCCGGUACGUCAUUUUGGACAGAGCGAAAUUCACUCAUUUCCGCAGUAUUUAAUACGAAUGCAGCAUCCGCAUGUCAUAUACGACGAUGUUGCUGGAGGAACAUCAAGUAUUGUAGGGUCAUUGGGUCAUAGCCCAAGUGGUAGCAUUAUAGACACUACAAGUUUGCAAACUCAUUUAGCUCAACUUCAAAAUAUCAAUGUAGCGAGACAAAAUAAUAUAUUACAACCAACUAAUUCAAGUUUCUCUAAUCUCAUGAACCUAUCUCCGGACUCUAAUAUUCAGGGUCAUUAUAUAUCACUCCAACCCUCAAUAAGCCAUAAAUUAGCAGACGAUAAGAUUGCAACUUCGGUUACUUCAUCAGUUCCAGUAUCAGUGUCUACACCAACUUCACCUAAUUACUCAGGUCAAACCCGGUCAGAUACAUCUGUUAUCCCAAGUGUUUCCUCGUCAACAACUGGAAGUUCAACUAAUUCGCAACAAACAGUAACAUUGACCCAAGCUGACAAAUCAUUAAAUACUAAUAUAUCAAAUAUAAAUCCACCUUCGACACCUUCCCCAUCAAUUAGUUGACUUGUGGCAAACACAACAAACAACUGAUUCUUACUCACUUGGAUUCAAUAAUAACUGAAACACAAAAAACAACCACUAAUUUCUAGUGAUAUUAAUUGAGAAAUUUUAUGUACAAUACAAGCUAGAUAUC
Molecule: messenger RNA, 4000 nt
Organism: Schistosoma mattheei
Lineage: Eukaryota; Metazoa; Platyhelminthes; Trematoda; Strigeidida; Schistosomatidae
Source: the annotation of a GenBank genome assembly